CGCCGCAGUCCACGGUCUAUUCUGCAGUGAGCAGGUACAGCCGCUCCUUCACCUGGAUGCCAAAACAACACGUCUCCCGUUACCCGAGGAUAUUUUCGGUUACGCUGGCUCUGUUUUUAUGAAAUCACAAUAAAACUGUGUCGUUCUCUUUCUCGAUAUGCACGAUGAGUAUUAGCCAGCCGGUCGAGUAGAGGGUCCCUCACAUCCCACCUGCAGUCAUGAAUGUUGGUUUUAAUAUUUGGGCUAUAACUCCAGAAGAGAGGGGGAAACAUGACAAACAGUUUGACUCUCUGGCACCCACUCUGGGUUAUUUGUCAGGAGAUCAAUCUCGAACUUUCUUCCUACAGUCUGGUCUUCCCACAGCAGUCCUAGCAGGCAUCUGGGCAUUGGCGGAUAUAGGAAAGGAUGGAAAGAUGGACAGAUUGGAAUUCUCCAUUGCAAUGAAACUAAUUAAACUGCAGCUGCAGGGUCAACCCCUCCCAUCCAGCCUGCCAAUCAUCAUGAAGCAGACGCCUACCCAUGCUAUGACACCAUCAUUACGCUUUGGUAUGGGCUCCAUGCCAAAUCUGUCUGCCAUGUCAGUGAUGCCCAUCCUAACUGCCAUCCCCACAGCCCCUGUUAUGACCCCUUUGGUUCCUGUACCCACCGUGAUGUCAGGACCAUUGCCUCAGAUGCCCAACUCUCUCAGUGUGCCAGCUUUACCUAACGGCAAUGCAACUCUCCUCACACCAACACCAGCAUUCCCAGUCUCCAGUGGAUUGAGUAAAUCUCACUCGCUCUUGGACCUUGGCUCUAGCAGUUCUAACUCUUCCUCCACCACCUCCCUUGCAAGUAAUUCCCCCAAAAUGAAUGCAUCUGAUUGGGCGGUGCCUCAGUCAUCCCGUCUGAAAUACAGACAGCAGUUCAACAGUCUAGACAAGCUGAUGAGUGGAUACCUGUCAGGUCCCCAGGUCAGAAAUGCCCUCACAGCAUCAAACCUCACACAAACACAGCUUGCCACUAUAUGGGCUCUUGCUGAUGUAGAUCGUGAUGGGCAGUUGAGAGCGGAAGAGUUUAUUCUAGCAAUGCACCUGGUUGAUAUGGCCAAGACUGGGCGGCCCUUACCUCUGACUCUACCUCCUGACCUUGUGCCACCUUCACUCAGACAAGUGAAGUCAUGUGACCUGCUGAACGGACCUGUUCCUUUGAUUAACACUGAGCUGAUUGAGCCAGAACAUCCACAGAAAAGCAAGAGUAAUGUGUCAUUUGAGGAUAAACUAAAGGAGAAUUUCCAGAGAGGAAACACAGAGCUGGAAAAACGACGUCUGGCUCUGCAGGAGGAACAAAAGAGAGAGGAGGAGAGGAGGAGAGAAGAGGAGAGACGAGAGGAGGAGAGGAGACGACAGAAGGAGCGGGAGGAAAGAGAACAAAAGGAGAGAGAAGCCCGGGAGAUGGAGCUGAGGAGACAGAGGGAGGAGGAGAGGAGGAUGGAGAGGCAGAGAGAGCUGGAGCGACAGAGAGAAGAAGAAAGACUGAAAGAAUUAGAGCGACGAGAGGCAACGGAGCGACAGAGGCGAAUGGAAUGGGAGAAGAGUAAACGAGUGGAGCUUCAGACACAGAGAGAAAAAGAGCAGAGUGACAUACAGAGACUUAAAGACAGGAAGAGGAGUCUCGAGAUGGAGCUGGAGGCGGUGGGUAACAAGCAUAAGCAGAUCUCUGAUAGGCUGCGGGACGCCAAGAGUAAGAGGCAGAUCCAGAGGACCGAGCUAGACCUGAUCAAUCAGAAGAGAGAUAGUCGUAUUAUAGAUAUCAAUUCUCUACAGUUGCAGUUUGAGGAAAUUCAGAGGCAGCUGAGUCAUCUUGGUCCUGAGAAGCAGCGACUGACAGAGAGACUUCUACAUCUUACCCAAAACAACUCAAGUCCUUUGAUAAAUGAUGUGAAACAGAGUUUGUGCGAGAAAGAUCUGAGCUGUCGGAAGCUGAAGGAGCAGCUGGAUGUUUUGGAGAGAGAGACCACUGUGAAACUCUCACAAAUGGAGCAGUACAACAGAGAAAUCAAGGAAUUGAGACAGAGGCAGAGCCAGCAGCAGGACGUCCUAGAGCAGCUCAGGAGGGUGAGAUCUGAGAAACUCAAAGAGCUACAGAGACACAGGAAAGAGGAGGAGGAGAGGAAGAGGAAGAAAGAGGAGGAGGAGAGGCAGAGGAAGAAAGAGGAGGAGGAGAGGAAGAGAAAGAAAGAGGAGGAGGAGAGGCAGAGGAAGAAAGAAGAGGAGGAGAGGCAGAUGAAGAAAGAGGAGGAGGAGAGGAAGAGGAGGAAAGAGGAGGAGGAGAGGAAGAGGAAGAAAGAGGAGGAGGCUGCAAGACAGGUGAAGCUGGAGCAGGAGGAAGCAGAGCGUCAGAGGAUGCUUGCCCAGGAGCGAGAAGCCAAACUCAGGGAAGAACAGCAGCGUCAGGCCCAAGCCCGACUUCAGGAAGCCCAGGAGCAGGCUCGAGAGAAAGAGGAGAAGAGGAGGGCGGAGGAGAGACAGAGGGAGGAGAAGGAAGGAGAAAGGAAUGAACUGGCUCUACACACUCAGCCCUCCAUGACAUACAAUAUCACAGAGAACAAAAGCUUGCAGCCAGUGGUGACUACUGAAGCUACAUGUGCUGCCCUCACCACCUACAGAGCUCUCUAUCCCUUCACCGCACGCAACUCUGACGAGCUCACACUGGAGGCAGACUGUCUGAUCGAGGUAGAUGAAUCGACAGUUAGAGAGACCGGCUGGCUGUAUGGGAGUUACUGUGGUAACAGCGGCUGGUUUCCAGAGAGUUAUGCUGAGAGAUGCAGUAAAGACACUCAGACUGAACCGACUGCAGCCGAUUCACAAUCCACGGCUCCCUCUACCAGCUACACUGGAAUUCCUCGGGUGGACAUAGAAGGACCAACACCAACACACACACCAGCGUCUUCAAACACACAGCACUCACAGGCUGUAGCUCUGUGUGAAUGGAGCGCUAUGACUGACAGUCACCUGGGCUUCUCUAAAGAUGACGUCAUCACGGUUCUGGAGAAGCAGGAGAACUGGUGCUACGGAGAGCUCAACGAGAGCCGGGGCUGGUUCCCUUGCUCAUAUGUCUCCAUGGUUAUCUCCAAUAACACACAGACUGAGCCGUUGCUUUCUACUGUGGAUGAGAUAGAAGUUUCAGAUUCUGGUCCUUUUGAGGAGUAUGUGGCUCUGUACACAUAUGAGAGUCCAGAGUCAGGUGACCUGACGUUCUGCGCGGAUGAUGUUGUCCUGGUAACAGAGAGGGAAGGAGAAUGGUGGAGAGGGUGCAUCGGUGACCAGUCUGGCCUCUUCCCUUCCAACUACGUUAAACCCAAAGAGCCUGAUACUGCCAAUCCUGGAGUUCCCGGUAAAAAGCCAGAGAUUGCUCAGGUGACUACAGCCAGUGCUGCCAAAACACCAGAACAACUGAGUCUGACACCUGGUCAGCUUAUUGUGGUGCUGCAUAAGAACUCUAACAGCUGGUGGCUGGGUGAACUACAGGCACGGGGUAAAAAGCGUAAAAAGGGCUGGUUCCACUCCUCUAAUGUCAGAUUACUGGAAGCUAACAGCGGAAAAAUAACUCCAGCAUCUCAGCCAUUGUGUCAGGUUAUUGCAAUGUAUGACUACAAAGCAGCCAAUAAGGAUGAAAUGAGCUUCCAAAAAGGUCAGCUGAUCACCGUACUCAACAAGGACAACCCUGACUGGUGGAAAGGAGAGGUCGCUGGGGUCAUAGGGCUGUUUCCAACUAAUUAUGUGAAGAUGACCACAGAAUGUGAUCCCAGCCAGCAAUGGUGUGCUGAUCUGCUCAGUUUAGACACUAUGUGCACCGAGGAGAGGAAGAGGCAAGGCUACAUCCAUGAGCUCAUUCAGACAGAAGAGUCCUAUCUGGAGGAUCUGGAACUGGCACUAGAGGUGUUCUAUAAGCCAAUGGCAGAGUCAGGGCGGCUAACGGAGGCUGAGAUGAGCAUGAUCUUUGUGAACUGGCGGGAACUGAUCAUGUGCAGCACCAAACUCCUAAAAGCUCUGCGUGUCCGUAAGAAGAUGGCUGGAGAGCGGAUGCCUGUGCAGGUGGUGGGGGAUAUUCUGUCCUCAGAGCUCUCUCACAUGCAGGCCUACAUUCGCUUCUGCAGCUGCCAGCUCAAUGCUGCGGCCCUGCUGCAGCAGAAAACAGACAAAUCACCUGACUUCAAACUCUUUCUGAAGAAAAUUGCCAGUAAUUACCGCUGUAAAGGAAUGCCACUGUCCAGCUUCCUCCUGAAACCCAUGCAGAGAAUCACACGCUACCCACUGCUGAUCAAGAACAUUCUGGAGAAUACCCCUCCAACUCACGCAGAUCACGCAAACCUGCGGGCGGCGCUGGAGCAGGCCGAGGAGUUGUGCUCACAGGUGAACGAGGGCGUGAGAGAGAAGGAGAACUCUGACCGGCUGGAGUGGAUCCAGAACCAUGUGCUGUGUGAUGGAGUCAUUGAGCACCUCGUAUUUAACUCUUUGACGAACUGCCUGGGCCCUCGAAAAUUGCUGCACAGCGGCAAACUACAUAAGACCAAGAGCAGCAAGGAGCUUUGGGCCUUCCUGUUUAACGACUUCCUGCUCCUCACCUACACCUCCAAACAGUUCUCAUCUGGGCCUGACAGACUCUUCAACCCCAACUCAAAUGCACAGUACAAGAUGUAUAAAACGCCAGUGUUUCUGAAUGAGGUCUUGGUAAAAAUGCCCUCUGACCCUUCCAGUGAUGAUCCAGUUUUUCACAUCUCACACAUUGAUCGCGUUUACACUCUUAAGGCUGACACCAUUAAUGAGAGGACUACAUGGGUACAGAAGAUCAAAGCAGCAUCUGACAACUUCAUAGAGACUGAGAAGCUGAAAAGAGAGAAAGCAUACCAAGCUCGCUCGCAGAAGAACAGUGGAAUCGGGCGACUGUUAGUAACGGUCCUGGAGGCGACAGAGUUGAAGCCCUGCAAACCAAACGGGAAGAGUAACCCAUACUGUGAGCUAACGAUGGGUGCUCAGUGCUACACGUCCCGCCAUCAGCCCGACACACUCAACCCCAAAUGGAACUUCAACUGCCACUUCUUCAUAAAAGACCUGUAUCAGGACGUCCUCUGUCUCACCAUCUUUGAGAGGGACCAGUUCUCUCCCGACGAUUUUCUAGGUCGUACUGAAGUUCCUGUAGCAACAAUAAAGAAGGAUCAAGAUGGUAAAGGUCCACUGGCACGUCGUCUGCUGCUUCAUGAAGUUCCAACUGGAGAGGUCAAAGUGCGGCUUGACCUGCAGCUUUAUGAUCAAACACCUCAACCGUGAACUCCACAUCUGUUUCAUUAGCACUACAAUAUUUAAUAGACCACUUAAUACAAGUUUAUUCAUUGGUGUUAAUUUGUAAAAGUAUAGGAGUGCCUCGGUACACUUUUGAUAUGAAAAAGGUGAACCACUUAGCAUAUGUUUAUAUGCAGUGAAAUAGAAGCUGGUAGUCUCAUUUACUCUCACAGAUGCUUGAUGUUGUAUAAUGAGAAACAUUGGGUAAUAACAUGAUGAUUUGUUUGGGACAGGAACUGGUUUUUACUUUCGAAUUUGUACAUUUUAAAAAUGUAUUAGUAAUCUGUACUGUUGCUUCCUAAGUAUAAAAAGACUCAAAUUAUGUCACUGAAAUUGCUACAGUUCAGUAAUUUGUUGAUUCCACAAAGCCAAUCAUACAUAUGCUUCCCUAACCUCUUUCCGGUUUAAUUGUUUUAUUAUUAAAUACUGAAACACAGUUUUGCUGCAACACUGUAAUAUAUUUAAUUAUAUAAAGACCAAAUUAUAUAUAAUGUUAUCUAAAAUUUUGUGACGCAACACAAAUUAUGCUUUAACUUCUCAAUUGUACAAAUUUAGGGAAGAUUUAUAAAAUCUUUAAGAAUGUAUAAUAUGGGUCUUAUGAUUUUCCUAUGAUGAUUUUAAUACUAGCAUUUGGUUUUAUGAACAGACUGGGUCUGGAUGUUGUACAUUUGAGUUGUUGAUGAUGAAUGUCGAAAGUUAUUGUGUUAUUUGUUCUUUGUUUUGUUAUUUGUUUAAUGUAUAAAACGUCUAUGGGAAUAGAUUAUUGUAUGGUUUUGGGUGUAAUUCAUUUACUGUAUAACAAAGACAAAAAAACAACAACAGAAUAUUAACAAUGCUUAUCAUAAAAUAAAUGUUUUCUAAAGUU
Messenger RNA from Carassius gibelio (silver crucian carp), 6183 nucleotides. RefSeq names its product intersectin-2. NCBI's taxonomy places the organism in Eukaryota, Metazoa, Chordata, Actinopteri, Cypriniformes, Cyprinidae. The transcript is spliced from 39 exons. Bases 219 to 5306 code for a protein of 1695 amino acids. The record is from RefSeq and is a predicted model, not a curated record. Gene Ontology annotation, molecular function: calcium ion binding; protein binding; guanyl-nucleotide exchange factor activity. Gene Ontology annotation, biological process: intracellular signal transduction; positive regulation of Rho protein signal transduction.